This is a messenger RNA of Adineta steineri, 810 nucleotides long. The record is from the annotation of a GenBank genome assembly. Lineage: Eukaryota; Metazoa; Rotifera; Eurotatoria; Adinetida; Adinetidae.
AUGUUAAAUCCAAAUAAGACCACGUUUCUUCUCAUAUGGCCAAGAUGUUUUAUAACAUUUAUAGCUAUUCUUGAACUCUUAGCUGUUAUUAUGUUUUUUCUAACAGAACUUUGUAGUGUAGCAGCUAAUUUUUGGACAACAAAUGUAUUUGCUGGUGGAUGGUGUGGAUUAGUUGCAUUAAUUCACGUAAUAGCAUUGUUUGUUACUGGGCUAUGUUUACCUGGACCUGCAUCUGCAUUUCGUGCUGCUCUAAUUACAAUGCUUCUUUUUAUAGCUUGCGCUGCAUUAAUUUCAUUUGAUAUUGUUUUUCUUAUUCGACCUACCACAUGUAUAUUAACACCAUCAUGUGCUGACAAUGCUGUAUCAACCACAAUAUUUAGUUAUAAUUUUCGACAAUCAUUUUUUCAAACAUUUAAUAGUUGGGGUCCAUUUACAUCAUAUACUGAAAGUCAAGUUAAAGUUCUUUGUGAAGCAAUACAAUUAGGUCUUGCUGGUUUAUGCUUUAUAAUUGGAGUUAUUUAUUUAGUUAUUUAUUUCGAAUGUUUAAGAAAAAUUAAAAAACAUCACCAAGUAGGACCUAAUGUACCAAGAAAUAAUAAUACGCCAUUAGGACCGCCAAUUACUCCUGCACAAAUUUAUAUGAGUCGUCCACCACCACACCCAUCUCAACAAGGCUACAUGGUUCCACCUCAGCCAGCUUAUUAUGCUCCUCCACCACCUGUUCAGCCAGCUUAUUAUGCUCCUCCACCACCUGUUCAACCAGCUUAUUAUGCUCCUCCACAACAAUAUCAACCAGCAUAUCCACGUUAA